This is a messenger RNA of Austrofundulus limnaeus, 2101 nucleotides long. It is a transcript of the gene hgfac, whose product is annotated as HGF activator. Gene Ontology annotation, molecular function: serine-type endopeptidase activity. Gene Ontology annotation, cellular component: extracellular region. NCBI's taxonomy places the organism in Eukaryota, Metazoa, Chordata, Actinopteri, Cyprinodontiformes, Rivulidae. The record is from RefSeq and is a predicted model, not a curated record. Gene Ontology annotation, biological process: blood coagulation; zymogen activation.
GGUUCGUAAUUUAGAAACGUCUCUUAGUUAUCACUUUGUAUUUUGUAAUAUUAAUUUCAAAUUUGUAGUAAUUACUUUGAAACUCAUUAUUAAUAACAAUGUAUUUUUUUGGAGUGGCACAAAUGGCCUUCCAUAUAACGUUCGCACAGUUCCAGUCAGUUUCAGGUGUCCUGAACAUUUACCAGCUGUGAGGUUAGGUCUUGAUAUGWGACCUGGUUAAUAAGGUUUGUUAGAGGUCCUCCUCCUCCUCGGCUCUGCCUCGGGAUGAUAAGUUUCUGGUCUUUCCUGUCGGUCGACAAAGACCAACCGUGUGGGCGGCUGCAGGGAGAAGGCGCAGAGAGGGAACACCGGCUUGGAUUUAUGGGAUGAGUUUCUUUAGACAAGCCUCAUGACGCAACACGUCAAACUGUCAGAGACACGAGGAGACAUGCAGGGAUUCCCGCGUUUCCUGUGACCAGGCGGACUGAGCAGCUGACAGACACGAACCCGUCCAGAGCUCCAGAAGAUGACCAGCCUCCUGCUGCUUUUUCUGCUGGCUGCUUUCUGUGGAGGAUCGUUCACAUUAAAAGAAGCAGAGAUCUCCACAAAGAUUAAAGCUCUUACCACAGCUGCUAAAGAAUGUAAGUUCCCAUUUCGUCAGGGAGGAAGGCUCCAUCAUCACUGCAUCACUGUCCUAACCUCAAAGCCCUGGUGCUCUCUCACACGUAACUUUGACCGGGACAAGCAGUGGCGCCUCUGUGUUCCAUCAGAUGGUCUUAACAACACAUCCCAUGUGGUACGUGACCCGUGUAGGGUGAAUCCAUGUCAGCACGGCGGAGUCUGCACACCAACACCACAGACCGGCUUGUUUAGCUGCUCCUGUCCAGAGAAAUUCACUGGAAGGUUAUGCGAGCAAAAGAGGUGCUACGAAACCCUACACCUGCGCUACUAUGACGUCGGCGCGACUUGGGGGCGAAUUCAUCUCCGUAACGUAGAACAGUGCACGUGUGUGGCCGGGGAGGCCGAGUGUCAAAGGGUCCGCUACACAACGUGCCGCAAAAAUCCCUGCCAGAAUCUUGGAACUUGUCGACUCAUCAUGAGCACCGGACAGGAAGUGUGUUACUGCAGAGCUGGUUACAGCGGGCCUCGAUGUAGCCUUCAGCCAGAGACACAGUGCUACAACGGCAGGGGCACAGGUUACAGAGGAGUGGUGGGCACCACGGCGUCUGGUGCCCGCUGUCUGCCCUGGAGCUCCGAACUGCUCUUUGACGAGCUCCAUGUGGGCUUAGUGGUGUCACCGGCUGCCAAGGGCCUGGGGGAGCAUGCUUUCUGCAGAAACCCAGACGGGGACAAGAGGCCCUGGUGCUACACUGUAACUGACAGCGCCAUCUCCUGGGAGUACUGUGACAUCCCCUCCUGUGUGACGCCUGCGUCUUCUUCUCAAAGGCUUAUGUUGCUCAAUGUCCCGCCAAGUGAUGGAAAACCAAACGCCUCCAAGCCGGCAAAAAACCCCGUGUGUGGGACGAGGCACAAGAAGAGGCUAGCGGUACCCAGGGGGCGGAUCUUCGGCGGCACCUCGGCCCUGCCAGGWAUGCAUCCAUGGAUGGCCGCCAUUUACAUCGGACAGUCCGAUUUCUGCGCCGGCAGCCUGAUCUCCUCCUGCUGGAUCGUCUCUGCAGCACACUGCUUCUUCCGCAACCCCCUGAGAUCUCAAAUCCGCGUGGUUCUGGGCCAGCACCACUUCAACGUUACGGGCCCCAACACCCAGACCUUCGCAGUGGAGAACUACAUCUUUCCCAACCAGUUUUCUGUGUUUAACCCCACAUCACAUGACAUUGUUCUGAUCAAGCUGAAGAAGCAGGACGGGCACUGCGUGAAGAAGACCCCGUUCAUCAGGCCCAUUUGUCUUCCGGAAAAAAACACAACCUUCCCCGCCGGCCACUGCUGCGCCAUCAGUGGCUGGGGCCACGUGAACGAGAAUGCGAGCAGUUACUCCACGCUGCAGGAGGCGGGUGUGAGACUAAUCUCCGACGAGAUCUGCAGGCACCCGGGAGUUUACGGCAACCACGUCACCUCCAACAUGAUCUGUGCCGGGCUGUCUGAAUGUGCAGACGCUUGUCAG